AUGCUCAACUCUAAAAACCUUGUCGCCAGUGGUAGUCGUAUCGUCAGGAAGAUUGCUUCUUCAUCAUCACAGUCAAAACCUUGUAUCGGGGCUGCCUCAUCUGUUUUUUCACAAGGGUUCCACUUUGAGCACUCUAAUCUCCUCCAAAAACAUUCUCUUUUACAAAGAUUACUUUCCCAACAACAAGAACGUUUCUUCUCCUCAAAUUUACGUCAACAUGAUUCCAAAGUUGAUUUAUCUGGAUCCAAUUAUAUCAAUAUUUUAGAUAUUCCUCAAGUUGAAUCUGAAGCUGAUUCCGAAGGAUUUGUCACAGUAAAGAAUAUUCGUAACUUGGCAAUUAUUGCUCACGUCGAUACAGGUAAAACAACAAUGAUUGAUUGUUUAUUAAAACAAACAGGUACAAUUAAAGAUGAUGCUGAAGAACGUACAAUGGAUAGUUUGGACUUGGAAAAGGAAAGAGGUAUUACAAUUAUGGCUAAAUUGACAUCAGUUCAAUAUAAGGGUGAAUAUAUUAUCAAUAUUGUUGAUACUCCAGGACAUGCUGAUUUUUCAGGUGAAGUGGAAAGAGUCAUGUCAAUGGUUGAUGGUGUUUGUUUACUUGUUGAUGCUACUGAAGGUGUUAUGGCUCAAACAAAGUUUGUUUUGAGAAAGGCCUUAGAACAUGGAUUGAAACCAAUUGUUAUUUUCAACAAAUCAGAUCGUGAAACUGCUCGUAUUGGAGGUGAAGUUGAAAAUGAAGUUUAUGACUUAUUUAUUGAUUUGGGAGCUAAUGAUGAACAAUUGGAUUUCCCAAUUUUAUAUGCCAGUGCCAAGAGUGGUUGGGCAGUUAAAGAUUUUGAAAAGGAUGAAAGAAAGAAUACAGCUCCAAUCUUUGAAGCAAUUUUGGAACAUAUUCCAUGUCCAAAAGUUAGACCAUCUGCUGCAAGUCCAUUCCAAAUGCUUGUUAGUACAGUUGAUUAUGAUAGAAUUUUCGGUAGAAUUGUUACUGGUAAAAUGUAUGGUGGUGCCGUUAAACCAGGUGAUAGAGUUAAAGUUAUGAGUAGAACUGGUGAAGUUUUAGAAGAAGGUAAAGUUUUACAAGUCAUGCAAAGAAUUGGUAUGCAAAGAACACCUGUAAAGAGAGCUUUAUCUGGUUCUAUUGUAUCCAUUGCUGGUAUUUCAAAGGCCAGUGUUACUGAUACAGUUUGUGAUGUUAAACAAGUUACAACUCCAAUUGAAGCUAAACCAAUUGAUCCUCCAAUUUUGUCUGUAAUGUUCCUUGUCAAUGACAGUCCAUUGGCUGGUAAGGAAGGUAAAUUAUGUUCUGCAACUCAACUUCGUGCUCGUUUAUUGAAGGAAGCUGAAAUGAACGUCAGUUUAACAAUUAAACCAAUGGGUGAAGCUUUUGAAAUUAUGGGUCGUGGUGAAAUGCAAUUGGCUGUACUUAUUGAAAAUAUGAGAAGAGAAGGUUAUGAAUUCCAAGUUUCUCCUCCAAGAGUCAUCUUUAAGGAUGUUGAAGGUGGUGGUAAGGAUGAUAUUUUGGAACCAAUUGAAGAAGUUACAAUUGAUGUUGAUAAUGGUUUGGCUGCUCAAUGUAUGGAAAAGCUUGCUAAGAGAAAGGGUGAAAUGAUUGAUUAUAAGGUUGAUGGUAUUAAGGCUAAAUUACUUUAUAGAGUUCCAACUCGUGGUCUCAUUGGUUAUGCUUCUGAAUUCAGAACUGAUACUCGUGGUGAAGGUAUGCUCACUCACAUUUUCAGUGAUUAUGAACCAUACAAGGGACCUAUUGAAAAGACUAGAAAGGGUGUCAUGGUUUCACUUGAAGGUGGUAAAGGUACACCUUAUGCUUUAGGUCCACUUGAAGCUAGAGGUAAUAUUUUCAUUCAUCCAUCAGCUGAAUGUUAUGAAGGUAUGAUUGUUGGUGAACACAGUAGAGAAAAUGAUAUUGAAGUUAAUCCUUGUAAGGAAAAACACUUGACUAACAUGAGAGCAGCAGGUAAGGAAGAUACUAUCAGAUUAUCUCCACCUCGAGUAUUCCAAUUGGAAGAAGUUUUGACUUAUAUCCAACAAGAUGAACUUAUUGAAGUUACACCAAAGAAUAUUCGUUUGAGAAAGAAAGUUUUGGGUGCCCUCGACAGAAAGAUGGCCAAGAGAAAAGAAAAAUAA
Naegleria gruberi is the source of this 2142-nucleotide messenger RNA. RefSeq names its product GTPase. NCBI's taxonomy places the organism in Eukaryota, Heterolobosea, Eutetramitea, Acrasida, Naegleriidae. The transcript has a single exon. Gene Ontology annotation, molecular function: GTP binding; GTPase activity. The record is from RefSeq and is a predicted model, not a curated record. Bases 1 to 2142 code for a protein of 713 amino acids. Gene Ontology annotation, cellular component: cytosol; ribonucleoprotein complex.